Molecule: messenger RNA, 2429 nt
Organism: Daktulosphaira vitifoliae (grape phylloxera)
Lineage: Eukaryota; Metazoa; Arthropoda; Insecta; Hemiptera; Phylloxeridae
Product: UDP-glycosyltransferase UGT4-like
Exons: 6
Coding region: 657-2216 (519 amino acids)
Molecular function (GO): UDP-glycosyltransferase activity
Source: RefSeq, a predicted model, not a curated record
AAUAUAAACUUAGAAGUAGUCCUGUAGUACCUAUUUGAAUAAGUGACGGUUGUAUAAGAAUAUCUGCUAAUUACAAAUUAACAUUUAACAAGUUUGUACAAGAUGUAAAAUACUCUCUACCUAGGAUUGAGGACAUAUUUCAUAAAGUAAGUAAGGAUGAAGAAUUUAGUAAAAUAGAUCUAUGGGAAACAUAUAAUAUAUUAGAAGUAGAUGAGGAGUAUUUAAAAUUAUUGACAUAAAGUACAUAUAAGGGUAUGUUUAAUAGGCUCUGAUUCCCUCAUUGUAUAGUACCAGUUAGUGUUAUUUUUCAAAAAUUAAUUGAACAAUUAUUAAAAAUUGUUAAAAAAAAUAUAAGGAAAAAUAUUAUUUAGUUAAAGGAAAUUUUUAAUAAUUGUUAUUGUUCAAUAUGUAUGAAUUUAAAAAGAGAGAUGUAAUGUUUAUAUCACAUUACCCCAUACUUAUAUUUGAAGUAAUAGUGCGAUUCGUAUAAAGAUAUGCAUUAUAGCGGUUAGUUUUAGUUAGAACGGCAUUAUCUAGUGUACUUUAAAUACGAAUUAUAUUGUUAUUCAGUAAAUCGUAUUACUUAAACAUAUUUAUUUAUCAUAAACCAAAAAAAAAAUUCACAUAAUUGAAUUUAUCUUAAGUAUAUACUUUUAAUGAUGACCAGUAAAACUCAAUGGAUUUUAAGUACUAUUUAUGUUUUACUUGCUGCGAAUACAAUGUCAAAAGCAGCAAAUAUUCUAGUAUUUGCACCAAUGCCCUUCAAAAGUCAUUUUGGAGGAUUUCAACCACUUUUUCAAGAACUGACUCACCGAGGACAUAAUGUUACCGUAGUUAGUGCAUUUCCAUUGAAAAAACACCUUGAAAACUAUACUGAUAUCGUUGUAGGCAUCGACAAAACGUUUGCACAGGGUUUAGACCCUAUAAAAAUGGCAAACGAAAAUUUUAUUGAAAUAUUAUUAAAUGUGGGUAAUUUACAAAAUUCUUUAGCACAUGCCACUCUCCCUGUUAAUGUUAUUCAAAAUUUCAUUCAGUAUGAUAAUUCUAAAUUUGAUCUUGUUUUUAUAUUUUCAUUUGGACAAACAUAUUGUGUUACUCUUGGACACAAAUACAACGCACCAGUGAUUAUGUUGAACGUUGUUAUGUUAUGGCAAGUCAAUAGCAAAUGGAUUGGCGAACCUUACACUUACUCUUAUAUUCCUGACCCUAGAAUUAGGACAACUGACAAAAUGUCGUUCAUGGAUAAGUUAAAAAACACAUUAGUCGGAAUUAUACAACUCUUUUUUACUGACUAUUACAAUCUUUCUGAGCAUAAAAAAAUUAUGAAUGCAUACUUCAGAUACUCGGGUUGGGAACAAAGACCUUCAUUGGAAGAUAUGUUACAUAAUAUUUCAUUGACUUUAAUAAAUGCUCAUUACACAGUUGGCCUAACGAGGCCUUAUCUACCCGGAACAGUUGAAAUUGGAGGACUUCAUGUAAAGGAGCCUAAAAAGUUAUCUAGUAAAUUUUUAGAUUUUAUCGAGUCUGCAGAACAUGGGGUGAUAUACUUUAGUUUAGGUACAGUAGCAAAUCCUGCAAUGCUCCCCAAGGCUAAAUUACAAAUAUUUAUUAGCGUAUUUAAUAAGUUAAAACAAAAAAUAAUGUGGAAGUGGAGUCAAGGAAAAACACCUCAAGUGUCGGAUAAUGUUAUGAUAAGUGAUUGGUUUCCACAACCAGAUAUCCUAGGUCACUCAAAUGUAAAACUGUUUAUUACCCAUGGUGGUCUACAUAGUCUUGAAGAAGCAUCAUAUAAUGCCAAACCUCUCAUUGGUAUACCAUUUUUUGGCGAUCAACAUAUGAACAUGCGAAUUGUAGAAGAAAAAGGGUUUGGAAGGAUGAUUGACAUUUUUACAAUGAAUGAGGAAUCUCUAUUGUCUACAAUAAAAGAUGUACUUGAAAAUCCAAUGUACAAUGAAAAUUCCAUUCGACAAAGUCUUUUAUAUAGAGACCGAGACAUGAAACCAAUAGACCGAGCAGUAUAUUGGGUAGAAUACGUGUUGCGUCAUAAAGGCGCAAAGCAUUUAAUAAGCCAGAGCACUCGUUUGAAUAUAUUUCAAUACUUCCUCAUAGAUGUAUUUAUUGUUUUUGGUUUUUUUAUAACGAUCGUGAUAUUCUUAGUUUUAAAGAUUUUAAAUUGUCUUUUCAAAUAUAACAAAUCAAAACUUAAAACGGCAUGAUCUUUUUUUAUGUUGUUAUUAUGAUAAAUGUCAUUUGAAAAGUCUUAGUAUAGGGUUGAAUUUAUUUGAAUAUUUUUUAAUUGAUGUUACUAUAGUUUUUUGUAUUUGCAUGGUAACUAUUGCAUUUUUUGUUUUCGAAUUAUUGAAUUUUUUUUUUAAAUUUAAAUGUAAAGUUAAAUCUACAUAAUUUUUUUUAAGUAUUAAACAUUAUGU